Messenger RNA from Gadus morhua (Atlantic cod), 3690 nucleotides. RefSeq names its product solute carrier family 22 member 13-like. NCBI's taxonomy places the organism in Eukaryota, Metazoa, Chordata, Actinopteri, Gadiformes, Gadidae. Gene Ontology annotation, biological process: transmembrane transport. The coding region runs from base 1378 to 2979 and encodes 533 amino acids. Gene Ontology annotation, molecular function: transmembrane transporter activity. Gene Ontology annotation, cellular component: membrane. The transcript has 9 exons. The record is from RefSeq and is a predicted model, not a curated record.
UUCAUACAUACGUCAUCACAUCGUAAUACGAUAAAUACGUCAUCAGCAAGCGUGGUGUCCAGCUGCGACUGAAGGCUGUCGUCGGCCCAAAUUUCAAGUAAACACUCGACUUCACUAUCGCACCAAUGUAAACUCACUCGUGAACCGCCUGCCGCCAUUGUUUAAAAUUAUUGUUGUGGGGAAGAAGGGCAUGGACCUAUAAAGAAAGAAGGGUCGCGCAAGGACUAUGUCAUCCAGCGCACGUUGCGUAUCCGCCAGUGUGCGCGGGUACAUCUCAUUAGCAUCUGUACUUUGGCCACAGCACAUCUCUCCCAAGUGAGCACUGGUGCCGUGGCCAAGGGGCUGUUCCGUGCUGGAAUACGGAUGGCGUGGUCACACUAGCCAAAAGUUAUAGACUUUAGUAUGCAAAUGAGCUCGGGCAAGGGGCCGCGGCCCUAGUGUGAGUGGCCCCUGAAUAUGCAUCUCUGGAGAUCAAGACCCCCCCAGACCACACAAACCCUAAAACCAAACCCUAACCCUAAAACCAAAACCACUAGUCAGACCAUUUUAGACAUUAUUAAGACAAUAAUCUGUAUCAAUUUCUCGAAAGAUAUAUGUGUGCGGUAAUAGAUCACAGUUUUGAACAGGGGUCCCUUUAGGGAAUGCAAGUUGAUGGUGGUUAAGACCCCCCCCCCCCAAAUGAUAAAUAGGUUAACUGUAUAUGAACUAUUGUACUUCAUAAAUGUGGUUAAUCGCAAUCUGUAUGUUGAUAUGUAUUUUGUAAAGUGUCUACAUAUUUUAACAUUAAAAAAAAGGAAAUUGAGUGAAAACAUUUGUUUGGUCUUUUGUCAGAAAUCCCCCGCUACCUCACAUGUGCAUGUCGGGGGACAACCCGAGGGGGUGGUGAUCCUAUGGGCCUAGCCAAUGAGGCUGCCACCUUUGGGGAAAAAAAAAAGAAAAGAAAAAAAAAAGUAUCCCUAUUAGCUUUCAAUAAAAAGAUUAAGCAUAUUAUGAGUAACAUCUGCCUUUGAAGUCACACCACCAAGAUGCUAUGAGUAACUUGAUAUUGACUUGUGCUACACCUGUAGGGUAAGAGGAAACAUCCUGCCUCGUCUCGGGUAAAUAAAGACAGUGCCAAGAUGCUCUGAAGUAAAUGGCAAGAAUAAAAGUAUCUCCAUGCCUCCAGUCAAUAUGUAAAUGCACCUGCUAGGCACCUGCCUAGUCAUACACACCGGCACACUUUAUUGUAAACUUACAGAUGAGGACAGGAUCUACUUGCAAUGAAUACCAUGACCAGCGUUAAGCACACCAUGGAUUACAUGGUUUAGGAGCUAAGCAUUGAUAGUCAUUGUUUUAAAAAGAGCCACAUUCUUGGCGCAGUUGUUUCAGGGCCUGAUCAUGAUUGACUUUGGAGAGAUCCUCAGACAUGUCGGAGAAUUGGGAUUAUUUCAGAAGCUGCUUCUACUCGCCCUUUCGUUCCCGAAUAUGAUCCUGUCUUUAAACUACGGGAGUUUGCUCUUUGUGGAAUCAGACCCGGAGCGCCACUGUAACACAGACUGGAUCCUGGGUGCCGGUCCCAACCUGACAGAAGAGGAGCAGCUACACCUUACCGUUCCCCGCGAGCCGGAUGGCUCCUUCAGCCGCUGUCUGAUGUACGCUCCGGUGGACUGGACACUGGACUCCAUCCGCCGAUACGGCCUCAACCACACCACUGCCUGCCGGGACGGAUGGGUGUACGAUCAGACCCUGUACCAGGCCACCAUAGUCACUGAUUUUGAUCUUGUUUGUGACCAAGCUAACCAGGAGAAGAUCGCACAGACAGUAUUAAUGUCUGGAUAUCUUCUUGGCUCCCUCUUAUUUGGAUACUUUGCCGAGUCAAUUGGCCGGAAGCGUGCAAUACAAAUACCAACAGUGCUUUUGAUGAUCUUCAUUGUGGCAGCUGGAUUCUGUCCAAACUACUACCUUUACAUCGUCACCCAGUUCAUGUCUGGGGUCGGGAUGGGAGGCUACCGAGUCAACAGCAUUGUGCUUGUGACCGAAUGGAUGGGCACUGCCAAGCGGUCUCUUGGCUUGUGUGUUUGUCAAAUAUUUAAUUCUCUUGGAAGCAUGUCCCUGGCGGGCAUCAUGUACCUGAUCCGGGACUGGAGGCAGGCGCAGCUGGCCAUCGCCACCCCCAUGGCCCUGGCGGUCAUCUACAUAUGGUUUAUUCCCGAAUCAGCACAAUGGUUGUUGAAGCAGGGGAAGACAGAGGAAGUGAAAAAGCUGAUUCUUAAAGCGGCAGCCAUCAACAAACAAACAGUUCCAGAAUCUCUCCUGGAUAAGAUUUCUGAGAAAACGAUUGAGGAGAAAGGCGUGAUGGACCUUUUAAUCCAAUCCUGUAUACUAAAGUAUUUCGUUAUCAUAACCUUUAUAUGGUUCUCCAUUAACCUCGCCUACCUGUGUGUUGUCUUCAACAUCUCCAACCUGGGACUGAACAUCUUCCUCACCCAGUUCAUGUUCGGCCUCAGCGAGAUGCCGGCCCACAUCCUUUGUAUCUGGCUGCUGGAGAUACGGGGCAGGAAGGUCUCCCUCAUGGCCACGGCUCUCCUCGGGGGAUUCUUCAGCUUCUUAGUCGUCAUGGUUCCCAGAGACCAAGCCCUCCUUGUUGGCGUCUUGGUCAUCACAGGGCAGUUUUUCUUGAUCUGGGGGAUGUCCAUAUGUCAUAUUUACAUCCAGGAGCUGUUUCCCACAUCCAUAAGACACACGGCCACGGGACUCUCCACCUUGGUGGUGAGGCUGGCGGGGCUGCUGUCCCCGCUGCUCAACCUGCUUGCGGUGUACCACUGGACCAUACCCAUCAUAGUGUUCAGCACCCUGGCCCUGGGGGGGGGGGCCCUCACCUUCAUGCUCCCAGAGACCCGGGUCGUGGACCCUCCGGACCCCCUCGACCAGAUGGAGGCCAUGGACCAAGAGGGCAAGCAGAAGUCGGACGACGGCUCGGGUGAAAAGACCAAGACGUAGUAGAAAUGUGUGUGUCAACGUUUGAAUGUUUUACAUUGUUAAAGGGCCCCUAUUUGAGGCUGAUGAUUACGAAAUGCCUCGUAAUGACGAGGUUGGAAAAAGGGAACCUUUAACUUUGUUGUGUCAUGAAUGUUGAACUGAUAAAUGUGUACAGAUUGUCCUGUUUUGAGAUUAUUAAUUGAAAAGCGGACACUUAUUGUGUGCAAUAACCGUAACUUGAAGUAGAGAUUAUGAGACCUUUUGGAGACACAGUUUCCAAACCUACAACAGUAAGGGUAUCCCUUCAGAAUAAGGCCACAUUAUUUAACCAUAUUUAACAGUAUUUAUUGCAGUAUAAAGCAUUAUUAUAUAGAAGUAGCAUCAGGGUUAGGGUUAAAGCUACGGUUAGUGUUCGGAUUAGGGUUAACUAAUCAUGUAUCACUCCUCUUUACAGGUAAUUCUAAUAACCAUUAAUUACAGUCUGAUCAAGCGGUUUUCUCGUUGGAAUCUCCCUUGCCACCAUAACCUUAUUUCACUGUUGCACAAUAAAUGGAAACAUACAGAUACAUGUACAUAAUACAAAGCAGCUGGCCUGCGGUAAUGUGAAGAUCUACACAAAGUAGAAAGCUAUUGUGCAGUAAAUGGUUUAUGUGUUGCUUGGUAACAAUCCAGUUGCAGAUCCUUUUCUGUUGACGGAACCAAAUAAAUUAGUAAAUAAACAAACAAAUCAUU